This is a messenger RNA of Symbiodinium natans, 6354 nucleotides long. Lineage: Eukaryota; Dinophyceae; Suessiales; Symbiodiniaceae. The record is from the annotation of a GenBank genome assembly.
AUGGAUGUCCGCUCUCUUUGCUGGAAUGUUGGAGGAUUGUCGGGGUCUUGCUUUCAGGAGCUCGUUGCAUGGCUCGAUGUUGAGGGAGGUUGCUAUGAUGUUAUCAUUCUGCAAGAGACGCACUGGCGAGCCAGUAGCGACUUCCGAAGUGGACAGUGGAUGUGCGUUCACAGCUCUGGGUAUGACUCUGAGCUCAGUCUUGAUCGAUAUGGAGGGAUACUCAUCAUGAUUAAUCAGGAUGCCUUUCAAGAGCCCGCAGCCCAUGAAAUCUAUCCGGGUAGACUGCUGCACGUCCGUGCUCUCCAUCGCCGGAGCCGCCUUAAUGUUGACAUCAUAGGAAUCUACCAGCAUGUUUAUAGGCCUCAACUCACCCCAGACCUCAAUCAGCAGUAUCGUAGCGAUGUCUGGACUAAGCUCUCGACCGCACUGCAAGCGUUGCCGAGCAGAAAUCCUCUGCUGCUUGGAGGUGACUUCAACUCCCAGCUUGCUGCGCGCCGGCCACAUGUCGGCUGCUCUCUGCUGUCGGGAGACGGACAGCAAGGCGACAAGCAACUGCAUAAACUGCUUGAGAAGUGUGAUCUUUGUGUCCUAAACAGUUGGCAUGCCAAGCCAGGCCACACGUAUGAGUCCACUACCAGCCGAACCCGCAUUGAUUUUGUCGUGACCAAGCUAUCGGAUGCAAAGGGCCCAGCCCGGUAUGCAAAGCCAAAGUACAAUUUCCCCAUCAAAGCAUACAGCUUGGCUGGCCACUGGCCCAUUGAGGCCACCAUUGCUGUUGUGCCUUUUAACCGCCGGCCGCCUGCCAAACCAGCUGAUUGUGUCACCUUUCAGAGAGACGAACUUCUUGUGCACACGCGCACCAACAGUGAGCGAGCCCAGGCCUUGCAACAAGACGUGGCAAGCCGCCUUGCUCAGGUCCAGCCCUCGAGCCUUCAGGAUGCCCGUGCCAUCGUGAACCAAGUCCUGCUUGAAACUGCAGCUGUGCACUUCCCGCCAGAAAUAAGACCUGAUAGCAGAAUCAGCGCGCAGGAUUCCUUCCGGGCCUCUGCCAAAACCACUUGGCAAUUCUACAGAGCACUCAAGGCGCCCUGCAUUGCAGUCACGCAUGGCAUCUUUCUUAAGUGGAAGGCAGCCAGUGACUUUUCCAAGGCCUCCAGGCGUCUACGGGAUCAAAGCCGGCUGCUCAAACGUGAGUCGCUGCUACGCAAGCUUGCCGAAGCAGAACAAGCAGCCGCCAAGGGAGACCAGCGUGUGCUCCACCAAAUUGUGCGAGGCUUGGCUCCGCGAUGCCAGAAGCUUGUGUCCAGACUGCGUGACCCACAAGGUCAACUUCUGGGCAAAGACGCGGCUCUGCAAGCCAUGCUCAACUAUGCCAAGGACACUUUCUGCAUACUGCCGGAUGAGCCAGACAUCCCUGCCAUGCAGGACAGCUGGCAAUGCACUGACCAGGAUGUGCAACGAGAGCUACAGAAGCUCGGCGUGUUCAAGGCAGUUCCGGCUGGUAUUGCGCCAGCCGCUCUGUGGCGAUGCUGUGCAGGAGCCAUCGCGCCGGUGCUGGGGAACUCCCUCCGACACCACUUCCAGGCUGGCAGUACACAGUGUCUGCAGGAUGAGCUACAUGAUGCUUAUAUCACCCUAGUCCCCAAACCACAAAAGCCAGCAAUCGCUGUCGAGAACUUAAGACCGAUAGGGUUGCAAUGUCCCAGCGCUAAGCUCAUAGCCGGGUUGCUGCGACAAUCCUUGCUUGAAGUGCUGCUCCCUCUGAUCACAAACCUUCCUCAAUACGCGUACGCAAAGCAUCGGGGGACUUUCGACGCUCUCCUCCGGGUACAUCUACACUUUGAGGACGCUAGUGUUCUUCUUCGCACCAAUCGUGUUAACCGAUUCCAGCAGCAUUCUGGACGCAAACAACAUGCGUGCGUUGGGGGGUUAAGUCUGUCGCUGGACCUGUCUCGGGCCUAUGACCUCACCAGCAGGCCCAUUGUGUACGGAACAUUGGCGCAGCAUGGAGUGACACAAGACACAAUCACAAUCAUUAAGCAGCUUCAUCGGGAUGCCCAAUACAUCUUUCGUUCAGGGGAUACCACUGGGGGACAGCCCACCACGAAUGGGCUGAAACAGGGAUGUUGCAUCGCUCCCUUUCUCUGGUCCUUUUACACGAUUGCGCUGAUGCACGCGUUACAGGACAAGCUUGGUCCACAAUGGCUCCAGAAAACCCUUGUCUUGUUCGCCGACGAUCACUGGUGUCAUUGGCUUGUCAAGAACAAGAAGGAUUGGGACGAUGCCAUAAAUGAGCUUGUUGUUGUGCUUGAGACCCUUACCACCUUCAAAAUGUCCAUAAACUAUCGGAAAACUGCCAUACUGGUAAGACUUGAAGGCAAACAAGCUAAGGCGAUCUUGCAUGAACACACUCGCCUCAAGAAUGGUGUCAGGCAUCUUGUCAUCACUGUUCACGGCGAGGAACAGCUCAUCCCCGUCAAAGAUGAACAUGAAUAUUUAGGCACCAAAGUCACUUACCAGCACCGACUUGACAAAAAUCUUGCGCAUCGUGUACAGGCUGGCCAGGCCAAGUACAUUGCCCUGCGCAAGCCCUUGAAUGGUAAACACCAUUUAACCAUUCAUCACCGGACUCGGCUUUGGUUGGCGUGUGUGUCCACUAGUAUGCUUUACUCGCUGUCAGCAGUGGGCAUUACCAAGCACGGCCUUGAGCGCCUCACUAAAGCCUGCACUAAGCACUUGAGAGCCAUUCAAAAGCAGCCAGCGCACGUCACACACAUUCCCAAUCGCGACAUUUGGACCCAGGCGGGCCUUGACAUGCCUGGCAGCCUGCUGUUGACGGCGCUUCAGCGCUUUCAGCAGAAUCUGCUGACCAAGGCCGUUGCUUCCCCUGACAUCACCACGCAGGAGUGCAUUUUGGCGCAUGUGCAGCAACUUGUUGCCUCCUUACAGGCUCUGAUUGCGCAGCACGCGGAGCAUGAUGAUGCCCCGCCUGAGCCUGAAACUCCGCAGAUACCAUGCCCAGAGUGUGAUGCCAUGUUCGUCACUGAGAAUGCCAUGAGAAUCCACUGUCAGGUGGCCCACAAGCUUCUGCCACCACGUGCUGCCAGCACACCUGUCAAGUUUGUGCCCCGAAUUCACGCGUGCGGCGGCCUUCCUCGCUGCCAGCUUUGCCUGAGGUCCUUCUACCGAUGGCAAAACCUUCGGGUGCAUAUAGAAAGCGGUGCUUGUGAGAAGCUCGGAGGAGAAAGCCUGAGCAAACAUCCCGUAUCUGCCACUGAUGCCCAGGUCGCGGACAAUCAGCUGCCUGUGCCGGCUGUAGCCCCGGCUGACGCAGCGACUGGCACGCAACAAAACGUGCCUUUGAUUGAUCGUGCCCUUUUUCGCAACAGACAGCAUGAUUGGGAGAGUCUUCUCAGAGAGCCUCAACUGCGCAUUGACCUGCAGACUCAUUGCAGCCUGUGUCACAUGACCGAUGCAGCGGGACUGAAUCCGGAGGCGGACAUCUUCGCCUUUUGCGAUCCUUCACUGCUGCAGCGAGCCGCAGCGGAGACCUUGCAGGAAGAACUGUCGGAGCCCUCGGAGACGAGUCAACCCCCCAAACGCCCUCGACCCGAGCCCAGUCCACUGUUUGGUCAGCGUGGCAAGCAGCAGCCUCUUCGCCAGGCGCCAUUUGCUCCGAGGGGCCCCCGUUGGCCGAAACAGCAGCCACCAAUGGACCCGCAGAGUCGAGCAAUGGCCAAGCUCAUGCUGCAGCACGAGGAGAUGCUUGCAGCCCAACGGGUGGACAAAGUGUUCAUCAUGUUUAUGAGGCAGGACUAUGCCAGCAUCAUCCCGAACCUGCAUUCCAUCUCCGAGCAAUGGCACAAGCGGCGCCAGGACAACAGCUCCACAUCGGAGCUUCAAUCCCCGCUGAGAACAUUGCUGAUGGCGUGCUUGAUCAAGGAGAUCCUGGCCAGGAUUCAGAAAAUGGCCUCCACCAGCGAAGGCCAGGGCAAGUUGAAGGCAGCAGGAUGGAUGAACGAGACGGGGGGCUGGACGUUCCUGCGCUACUGUCACCGAAGCAAGAAAAUGGUCCUAGAUGCAAGCCGCGAAAGCAUGAGUCAUCAAGAAAUUGUGCGCCAAUACACAUUUCUGUUGGAGCACAUGAAGGGAGAGAUAGUGCAGAAGUUCAACAGUACGCAGUCACUGAAAAGCCUGGAAGCGAACGCGAGCUACAAACCCCCAGCCACUUUCGUCCUCGAAAUUUCCCUACGGGGAGAGAAAGCCAACGAGAUGCACGAGACAAUGUGCACGUUGAUUGGAAGCUCGGCCUGGCAGCUUGUGGGCAUCUCCCUGAAACGGGGAACACUCAAGAAGUCUCCCCUAGCGGAGCAGUUGGCUCAGUGGGUGUACGGUCUCUCCAAGGGGUAUGGCAGGGACGCAGACAGGAAAGGCAGGAUACGCAAAACAGCACAGUGGUAUGACAUUCCCCGCGAGUUGGAAGUGCCGCUUUUCCUUGCAGAUCAGAUCAAGCGACUGAUCUGCGACCAGAAAGCGUACUACUACCGUCAGAGCCAGAAGUCAGCUCGCAACCAGUACGCUCGGGUCCUGCCUCGCAUCAUCAAUCUGGAAACCGUGGACUGCUAUCUCCUUGCGCAGCUUCAGUUCUUGGCCCGGCGCGUUCACAAGGAAUAUGUUUGCGUUUGCGGCGGCUGGCUCGCGCCGUCUCCGCGCUGGCUCCUGGCACCGCUUUUGGAGGAGCAAGAUGGUAGCGACGCGCGCAGCGUCGUCAGCGAACGAGGUCGACUCUCCAAGACGGAGAUCACAAGCGCGUGCCACUUCUCCUCUCGCGCCGCGCGCUACAGCUUCGCGGAGAUCACUCUUCACACGGGUCGCCGGCACCAGAUCCGGGCGCACUUGUCUCACGAGGGGCACCCUUUGCUUGGAGAUGUGAGCUAUGGAGGCGAAGCAGUUUCCUGGUGCCCGCGCGUGUUUCUGCACGCACAAAGGUUAGCUCUGGCUGUCGGCAGCACCGGCGUCGAUGCCUGCAGCGCCCUACCGGAAGAUCUUUCGGCCUCCUUGUCAUCACUGGCACCACUGGAUGCGAGGUCGCUCGCGCAGCUCCGCAAGAUGCAGGAGUUGGCGCAUGCGGACGAGGAGAACGGCCCGGCGCUGACGAGGAUCGGUGUGCUCAUUAUUGUCUAUAUUGGACCUGCGCUGCCAUUGCUGUUUCUCGGUUCCGCAUUGCUCAAUCUACUUCGCCUAGCCUCAGGACAGAACGACCGCAAGCCGACGGGCAGAGCACGCCCAGUGGAAGGCCGCUUUGUGUCGGAAUUCUCCACCAUGGUAACUAACCAGCAGGCAUAUGGGGCACUUGUGGCCUCUCUGGCAAUCAAUGUACGCAAGCUCAAGACGGGUAUUCUUGCUGCCGAGACCAGGGCGUGCGCGGAGAAAGCCGAAAUGCAGGCGGCCUUGGAGGCGGCGCAGGAGAAGGUGUCUCGGCUGAUGUCGACAAUGCCUUCUCCGCGGGAGGGUCGCAGAACGGAUGCAGAGACAUCGCAGCUGGAAGAUGAGGCGUCACGCCUGCGACAGGAGACCGUCGCUGCGGAACGUCGAGCCGCAGCCCUGAGACGCGAGGUGGAGACGGAGCAAGCGCAAGCUCGGCAAGAGGCGUCAAGGCAGAGCAGCGCCAUGGAGGAGGAGGUGCGUCUUCUCCUUCGACGGAGGGAGGUGGAGCAAGAGCUGAAAGUGGCACAGCAGGCGCAGCUCCGGAGCCUCCGUGACACCAUUGUGGCCGUGAGGCAGCAGAUUAACCAGGCCACACGGGAGAACACGGAGCUGCGAGCUGUGCUCACGACCAACCGUGAGGUUCUUCACCGGCUAUGCCUCAAACACCAGAGACACGCCAGAGAAGCCACAGCAACCAUGAACCGCGUCCAGCGACUGGCAGCCCAUGUCUUGCCCGGCACAGAGGAGGCCUCCGGUCCGCUUGCUACAUCCGCCUGCGCCGCCACAGCGCCCAAGAAGGUCUGGUAUGCACCAUACAAGUUCGAGGCGUAUGGCGAGGAGGAGAUUGCAGCUGUGACUGCGGCUCUCCGUGACGGAUGGCUGGCGCCUGGUCCCCGCACCGAAGAGUUCGAGCGCCGCGUUUGCCAACUGUUCGGCAAGGCGCAUGGCAUCAUGGUGAACUCGGGAAGCUCUGGAAACAUUAUUGGGCUGGCAGCUCUGGGCCUUGAGAAAGGGGCCGAGGUGAUCACCCCCGCGUGCACCUUCGCCACCGUCAUCGCGCCUUUGGAGCAGCUGGGGCUGAAGCCCGUGUUCAUCGACGUCGUACCAAACCGGUACGUGCCCUCCGUGGCAGUCUUGCGGAAUUAA